Actinia tenebrosa (Australian red waratah sea anemone) is the source of this 1504-nucleotide messenger RNA. RefSeq lists its product as uncharacterized. Gene Ontology annotation, molecular function: tubulin binding. Lineage: Eukaryota; Metazoa; Cnidaria; Anthozoa; Actiniaria; Actiniidae. Gene Ontology annotation, biological process: Notch signaling pathway; negative regulation of Notch signaling pathway; nuclear export. The record is from RefSeq and is a predicted model, not a curated record. Gene Ontology annotation, cellular component: cytoplasm; nucleus.
CAUUCAAGAUGGCGGCCAAUAUUGUUUGAAACGCUUAGAAAGGUGAUUUUGAAUAACACGUCUGUUUCUCAAUGAAAGCGUUAAGUAGAAGACAAAGCUUAUUCAGAUGAACUAAAGAGCUUCUUUACGUACCCAGAAGAUAAAAUGUCAUUUGAUAACAGUGCUUACGCCUCCAGAGGUCGUUUCAAGCGAACGAAAUUCACUCCUUCAUCGGUAGACGAGUCAUUAUUUGGUGAGCUCAGAAAAACACGAGAACCUGAUCCGAUCCCAGAGUUCGAGCCACCUUGGGUUGAUACUGGGAAAACUAAACUUAAAUCUCCUCCCAAGCCGUUGUUAUUCUACUGUCCAACGACUAGUUCUCCGUUCUCUUCUCGUCCAUCUUCAUCAGCUUCUUCUCGUCCAAGUUCCAGAUGUACGUCGUCACGAUCGUCGGAUAGAAAAUAUAAACCUGUAAAAUUCUCCCCUACUGUGGUAGACAAUACGUUGUUUGGGGAGAAGAAAAAAGACCAGUUACACAGCUUACAAACAGAGAAGUUUUUCACCUCAAUGGCAAAGAAGGAACUGAGUUUUGAUGGUGAAGUAUGUAAUAGUUAUCGACCUCAAAGUUCGAUUUGUUCUUCUCGACCUCAAAGCUCGCAAACACCUGUGAAAGCCAAGCCCUCACCACCUCCUUGGAGAUGAUGUAGCUCUUUAUUUCAUAUUGUUUAAUCCUUUGAAGGAUUUGAAAAAAUCAUCACUUAUCACAAUAGGCCCGAGUACGGGCAGUUCAACUGCGAAUCGAAAUCUGCUGCUAAAGACGAUCUGGAAAAAAUUCAAGGUUGUUGGGUCGUAAGGCUUUCUCAAGGUUUUAAAGAGACGACUUUUUUAUGAAGAGCGGUACUUGAUCAUUGUUUGCAUAAUGGAGAACCUUAGGCACACUAGUUUCAGGAAACAUUUUGGAGCUUUGGAGUGUGACGUCAUCGAAUAAACAUUAAUCUUCAAUUUUGAAAUACCACUGAUAAUAUUUUUAAGAAAACAUAUAAUAAAUUGUCAAUAUUUUUGUAUUAAUUAGCUGUAGAAAUACCGAGUGUAAGCUCCGAAAAUUUCCCAAACAUUUACUUUUAUUUUUCUGCUGUUCCCAAUCACGUUAGAACCAACACCAAGAGAAAAUGUAUGGGGAUAUUUUUGGUUUAGAUUAAGUUACCUUUCUCCCGGUUAUUUCUUGCUCUAUUAUUAUAAGGAUACAACUAUCUUGAACCCAGUAAUUUAUCUCUUUAGUUGUUCUGCGUAAUGUAUAGUAUCUAUUGAAUUAGGAUGUUCUGGACAAUUUAAACAAAUAUAUAUAUGUAUGUGACAAAGCUUUUAUUAUGGUGUAAACCACACAAUAUAGAUUAUAUUAUAAUACAUGUUGUCAUUUCUAUAGCUAUUUUACAAAAUAUAAGUACAAUUACGUACAGCUUAAGACUGAUGCAUUAUGAUUCUCAUCAAUAAUGAGAGUAAAUGUCAAUAAAACUAUGAAAUAUUC